AUGGCUUCAGAUCUGCCUCAGCAUGGCUCUGCACAAUCCGAUCCAAGGCGGGAAGGCAAUGCAGUCGCAGCUCCUCCGGAAUAUCAUUCGCAGACCCACGCCAAUGUAUCCUUUGCGACGGGAACCCCACAACCGCCUGGACUACUGAACAGGAAGAAGCAGAGAUCGUCCAAAACAAAGACCGACAAAAUAGUCACCAAAUCCAUCUCCACACCACAUCUUCGAGACAACAUCAUGUCAGAAUCGGAGGCCGACAAGAAGAGGAACAAACUUGGCUACCAGAGGAUAUCGAUCGCUUGUGCUCACUGCCGUCGUCGUAAGAUCAGAUGCGUCGUCGCAGAGGACGACCCCGAACAGAGAUGUAACAACUGCAUACGUUUGAAGAAAGAAUGCGUCUUCUAUCCCGUCGACCAGCAGGCCGUCAUCGAUGCGCGAUCGGACAGUUCUAGCAAGACGAACAUUCCCUCCGCGCCCUCGUCGGCGGUUUCGACAUCACCACUGCAACCAGGAGGCGCGCGAGGGUUCGAUCAGCACGCGUUCAUGACGAACUAUCCGCCCACAGCACCGCCUCCGCCAGUAUCAACUGCUUAUCAAGGAGUUCCUCUCGUCCCGAGCACAGACGUUCCGACGCAAGGAUAUUCACCGCACGAUUAUUCGUUCCAGGGCCCAGCUCAACCAGCCUCGCAAUGGGGACCGCCUGACGCCGCAGCCCAGAGCCGGCAGGCAUCGAUAGCGCACACUCCGAGUGCUCAACAGUCGUUCACGCGAUACAAUUCCAUACCAGCUCCGGACGUAGCGCCAUUCCCUGGGCCUGAGCCUUACGAGCAGCUUCCUUCGAACGCAUCGCAGGUGGCAUACGGUGGAUACGACGAGCACGUGCAGCAGCCUCCGCAUGCCUGGCAGCACCAAUCUCAGGCCGGGAGGCCAAUGCAGUAUUCAAAUUACCCACAGCACUACUCGACGUAUCAACAGGCCCCCCAGCUACAGAAUGACUACCGCCGGCCGCAAGCUAUGCCCGCCCCUGCUAACCCCAUGAUGCCGAUGCCAGCCUCUGUACCCUCCCACGGCCAACAACAGUAUGCGGUGCACCAUGGCCAGCGCAGUGCAAGUGCUCCUGGAACCCCUCAAAUGCCAUAUCCUGGUGCUCAUCAGGUUCCAUGGUAUCCCUCAGCACCGUCCCAUUCGCCAGCACACGAUCAACCGCGCAAGCUACCAAGCAAUUAUCCGCCUCCUGGAGGCUUCGGCCCCGGAUAG
Molecule: messenger RNA, 1254 nt
Organism: Cercospora beticola
Lineage: Eukaryota; Fungi; Ascomycota; Dothideomycetes; Mycosphaerellales; Mycosphaerellaceae
Product: Zn(II)2Cys6 transcription factor domain-containing protein
Biological process (GO): regulation of DNA-templated transcription
Molecular function (GO): zinc ion binding; DNA-binding transcription factor activity, RNA polymerase II-specific
Source: RefSeq, a predicted model, not a curated record